Molecule: messenger RNA, 18574 nt
Organism: Rattus norvegicus (Norway rat)
Lineage: Eukaryota; Metazoa; Chordata; Mammalia; Rodentia; Muridae
Source: RefSeq, a predicted model, not a curated record
AUGUAGAAGCCAGAGUAUAAAUGGUAAAGUAGGAUCUUUCAUUCUGCCAAAACGUGUGUUCCAGAGACUGAACUCAGGCCUGUGUGUCAAGUCCUUUUGCCCACCGAGCCUUCUCACAGACCCCAGUUUCUUAGUUCUUCUGGGGCUUUCCUGAAAAAAAGAAUAGAGAAAAUAUCAUCGUUUGGAUCAACAGUAGAAAUCUGAUCCAUAUUAUCAAAUGCUGUUUAUGUGGGUUAUUGAUUAGCUGGUUCAGUGUAGAUGGCCAGCGUUCAGUGCAGCAACACUCCUUCCAAACAGACAAACAAAUGAAAGCAGGGGGUAAAUAGCUCUGUUGGUGAGAAGUUAGGCUUGCUCCUGGCAAGGGCAGACAGUAGUGUUGGCUGUCAGAGGUUGGAGUGGAGAGAAAACCAACAACUCUUUAAAGAAAUUUGUGUCAAAAUGGUGUUCAGUGGCCCAUCGCAUUAAAUCAACACAUCUGUAUUUGAGAACGUUAUUUAGCGCACACUCCAGGGGUGCGUUUUUCUCAUUUUCUGAACUUGAAAACCCUUAUUUAUCUCCAACAUGGGUCACUGAACAGAUUCUAGUUUUCCUCAUUAGAUACAGGGUAAUGAGGCCUUGAGUCUCCUGUUCUAUUUCACCUUCUACCCAACUCUGUCAGACAUGUACCUCCUUCACAGGACGAAAGAAACCAAUGCCAUGCUACCUUGUUCCUCUGGAGGAGUGGCCAAAGCCUCUUUUCUUCCCACCUUUUCAGACUUUGUUGGUUCCUGGGCAUGGGUUCCCCACCCCACUGUGCAGUGGUUGGUGCUGUCUGGAUACUGAGAAGCUGGGGAGCCCAGUCGUGGGCAGCAUGUUCUCUGAGAGCUGUUCAGGGUAUGGGGCAAUGCUCUACCAUCCCUCUUCUGGCUUGAGAACCCACAUAAGUCGGUUCCCUUGGAGUGCGAUGGAUCUGUCUUUCCUGUGCCUAGGUCCCUGAGGUUUAAUUGAAAAUAUUUAAAAUCCCGUGUUGGUUAAUUUUCUUCUGUGUCUCAGCUCACCGAGGUGUUGCUGGGUUCUCUUGGCCAUCUGCUGUUUGAACAGGGAAGCAAUUUAGAAUUCUAAGUCAGAGGAAUUACAGUUUUUCCAUUCUUUUUUCAGUUUUUUUAAGGUAUUUUUUUUAAGGAAAUUGCUCCAAAGUGCAGCAUAGUAACCAGAUGCAAGCUUCAUGCUCUCCCUGAGACUCUUCUCUUAACUAUCAUAAUGCACCUUUAUCCCCUGUCAUAAUAAGACUCCAUAAGUAUUAUGUUUUCCUAAAUAAAGAACCUCUCAUGCAUAAAGAUUCAAACCAGGGAAAACAAACGUACCAGAGGGUGACUUUUAAUUUGACAAAAGAUCUUCCACAUGACAAAGAGUUCCCCGGAUGAUUACUUUUAAGUAGACAAUUCCCUUAGUGUGCUGAAAGUCCCAUUAAACAAUUGUCAACGUUUUAAAGGCUUUUAAAAGCAGGCACACACCUGUUCCUAAUAUUCAUAUGUUAAUACUGCAUAUUUACAUGUGUGCCCCUUUGUAAUGAGUCAUGAUGCCAUCUGUGAAUUGCCCUGCUGCGCCCAGUGUUGAAGAAAUGGCAAGAUGGCUGAUCUAGUUCGCAUCUCUGUUGUGAGAAGACAUCAAUUUGACCAACAGAAACUUGUAUGUAAGAUGGCUUGUGGGUAGGUCACCUUCUACACUUCCCUGGUCCUGUCCUAGGGUGGUCUAAGUGGGGAGGAAUUUCAGGGUAGCCAUCUGGAAUUAGGAAUUGAAGCAGGGACCAAGGGAGCAAAGGUGCUUGCUGGCUUGCUUCCUCAGUCUUUCUCAGCUACCUCUCUCACAAGGCAUAACUAAGCCCACCCACAGUGUUCUGGACCACCAUGUCCAAUUUAAGUAAGUUUUAAGUACACUGAUAUAUUUAACUGGAUUCUCAAAGCCUGUGGAAUUUAUAGUAGCUGUUACCUUGACUUGUGAAUCUGUUUGCUCCUUAUGAGAUCUUGGAGUGAGUUGUUUUUCAUACACUUUCAUAGCUCAGAGCAUAAGAUCCCACAAAGCCAUACCUGGGCUAGGUAGUCGUUGCCUAAAGAAGGGAUGGUAUAUACUGCAGCCAUUCAGUUUCCAUAGACCAUACUGUUUGUGGCAAUUAGUACUUACUAUGUAGCACACACUGGUCUACUGUUUCCCUCUGCUCUCUCAGCACAGUAUCUCACAGCACAGCUCUCCACAGUUUGGAGUGUUAUUGAAUAUGCACUCCAUAGGUUAGAACAGAUACAGUUGUUAUAUUCUCUAAGGCCAUAGUCACAGUGUUGCCUUGAGAUUGGCCACGUUGGUAUCAAUUCAUUUUUGUUGCCCUUGUCCACUUCAUCUGUACAGUUCCUCACCUCCAGACCUUCCUGAACCUUCCAUUCAUGUCAGGGAAAACAUACCAACCCACUCAUUACUUUUCAAUUAGAGUCAAUCCUUAUUUGGUUAAAAAAUUGGGGACAGGAUGGAAAGACCCCAGUGGGAAACAGGUAUGGCUUUGCAAUAAACUCUUUUUCUCUUGAUGUUAAAUUUUAACUCAGCAGUAUUUACUCAACUGUCAGCCAAGUGACAAAUCUUCCACCUCAUUUCACGAAGGGGCGCCACUUCCUUUUAUAAAGUUUGAAGCAUGACUUUAAAAAAAUACAUCGCAAUUAGGUUUCUCCACAUAAUGUCAAGCUUGAGUGGUUCGUAGUAGGAUGGGACUCUCUCUCUCUCUCUCUCUCUCUCUCUCUCUCGGGUGGAAUUGGAGAGUAGGAUUGGAAAAACCAUAGAAAACUUGAGCUCCCUCUUGAAAAUGUAAAGCCAACCUCUAGGAUUUUUAUUUGAGACUUGAAUUAGUUGAUUAAUUUGUAAUCUCAUAAAUGCUUGUGUCAACCAAAACCAUGGCUUCCUCUUCAGUUAUAGAAAAGUUUGUGUGUGUGUGUGUGUGUGUGUGUGUGUGUGUGUGUGUGUGUGUGAUUUUAAUAUUCUAAUUGCUUUUUUUCUGAAAAAAGAAAAAGUAUUACUUUAUUGUCUGCUUAGCUCCAUGGCUCACUUGAAGGACAAAUUAAUAUAACUUUUUUCUCUUCUCUCAAGAAGCUAGCCUAAGCAUAGGUUUAGAGGGAAGGUUAAAGUAAAUAGAUAAAUUAAUUUGGCAACAACCAGGCUCCAUGUGAACCAAUAUGGGACACUACCACAGUGGAGAAGACAGAUUUUAGUGAACAACUGCAGAGAGAAAGUCAGAGGGUGAGGCUUUGUGCAGAGGGUAUGAAUUGAAUUUAACCUCAUAAUUGGAUAAACUUUGAAUGGAUCGAAAACAUUGGGAAGGUGUGAUAUAAGAGAAGAGAGUCCGGCAAUGAAGCAAAAGUAGAAUAUAUGUGUAUGUAUAUGUGUGUAUGUGUAUGUAUGUGCAUACAUAUACAUUCACAUGUACAUAUAGUUAUGAAGUGUAUUAUCGAGAUCAUUGUUGGGAGACACUGUCUGGCUAUGCAGAAUCACAAACACUAGCUGCCAAUUCUGCCCCCUUUCUCCUUCUUUUGCAGAGUCCUGGGCAUCCCUUGUACAUUCUAGAGAAAGGCUCUACCACUAAGCUAUAUCCUCAGCCCGAGCUACAUCCCCUGAUUCACCAGCCACAUGUAUCUGUCUGUCUAACAUUUUAAGUUUACAUCAAGCAAGAGUUGAGUUUUUCCAUCACAGCAGCCAUCUUUCAAGGGAUUAGUGGCUGUUGUUCUUGCUGUGGGCAUGUCGAUAAUAUAGAAUGUGUUCAUAUCACAGCAAGACCUACUGGACAGCAUGGUGUCCAGUUUCAACAGUUUUAGGUUUAGAUGUGGAGAAUGGUCUAGUUGGGGACAAUAAUAAUAAGUCUGUGGUUCAAUUUUAAUGCUGUCACUUCUGCGGUCCUUGCCCUUUUCCUCCUCUGCCCUCAUCCUCCUCUUCCUUCCCCAUUCCUCCCACUUUCCCUUAUCUUUCCAUUUUUUAUUGCUAAUUUGUUCUUUGAGGACUAGCCACAGUUUGCCAGCGAAUUGUAUUUUGUGUGUGUUUUUAAGGAUGUGCAUGCUUCAUUUACGUUCUAAAUUCAUCAGUCACGUGCUAGUUUUAUGGUCAAGGAACUAGAGGAUGGUGGGAAAUACUUUCUCAUUAAAGUAGAUUUUUAAGGAGAAUUCAGCUUAGUUUAUCAUAAUGGGCAGGCCUGGAAGAUAGUUUGAGUGCGGAAACUGCGGCAGGAAUGAUGGUGUAAAGUAAUCCUGUUGGGGUGUGAUGGGGAGCUGAAGCAGAUGAUGGAAGACAUUAGGGUAGGUGCUGAAGGGAUGGGCAGAAGUUAGUGUACUGGGAUGACUCAUGCAGAGGCCCAAGCUCACUUCCCAGCUCCUGUGCUGAGGGCCUCAAAACUGCUUGUAGCUCCAGUUCCAUGGGGACUCAGCACUCCUGACCCCCAGGGGUAGGGACCUGCAUUCUUGUGCACACACACGCACACACACACAUACAUACACACACAUGCAUGCGCACACGCACACACUCACGCAUGCGCACACACACGCACACACACAUUUAUUCAUAAUAUUUUGGUACUGAUUUGAGUGGAGGUGUUCUUCUUGACCAUUUCAAGUUGUUUUAAGGUAUCAGAAUUUAUUUUUAGGUAACACAGAGAUAGUAUGUAUGACACUGUUUUAGCAGCUCCUGUUCUUGUAGUAGCCAGUUCCUUACUUCCUAUAGCGUGUUUCCUAUGCCUGAGAGACUGUUAGAACCUCAACAGGGAAAACAUCAACAGAGAAACAGUGCGUUGCUAUAUUAGGAAUCACUUCACUGCUGUGAUAAAUAUUUUAUUACCUAAUAUUGCAUUUUAAUAAUUUGUAAUCAGUAAUAAACUUUUAUAUAAUGUGUGUUUAUUUUUAAAACUUCGUUGCUAAUAGUAGUCACUCCCACCAAGUUGUAAACAGUGUGAUAAAAAUGUGCAGAGAUAUUAAAAAUACCACAUACUGGGCUUCUCCAAAUAAGAGUUUCUAUUAAUAUCUUUAAAAUGUAUGGAAAGUUAAAGAGAACCCUGGUCUGUGAAACAUUCAGUGUAGCCACUCCUUGUGUUGCAUGGGGUUGUAAGAAUGUCUCGGUUAUCCUGUAACUAUGUCUGUUCUACUUUAAAUGAUAUUUUUGUUGCCAUUAAUGAGAAGUUAUAUGGUCCCAGUGAACAGCUUUCAUGAUAAAAGUGUUUGCUUAAGUGGCACAGGGACAUUCUACACACAAAAAUCAAGGCUCAGGCAAAGGCUCCAUCCAGGCUUAUAAAACCAGAUUAGUGUCUGAGGUGAAAUGGCUGAAUAUUAUACUUUCUUAUUGCUCUCAGGAGAAAUACUGUAUCUUAGAGCUGGGAUGAAAUAAUACAAAUGAGAAAUAUAAUUCAAAUAUGACUUUAGUUUUAGUUUCUCAUAAUUAGUAAGCUUUCUGGUCACUUUUUCAAUUGCCCUAAUAGAAGACUGUGCCCCUGUGGUUUGUAAUAAGAAAGUUAUCUUCUAAGCCAGUGGCUCUCAACAUGUGGGUCGCAACUCCUUUCAUAGGAGUUGCCUAAGACCCUCGGAAAACACAGAUAUUUGCAUUACUAUUCAUAAUAGUUGCAAAAUUACAGUUCUGAGGUCGCAAUGAAAAUAAUUUUACUGUUGGGGGUCGCCACAACAUGAUGAACUGUAUUAAAGGGUCGCAGCCUUAGGAAGCUUGAGAACUCCUGCCCUACACACUGAUGGUCUUACCCUCCUAACCGGUGUGUGGAGAGUAUGCGGUGCUCACUCUUUGCCAAGCAAAGAGAACACACCACAGCUAGAGGAAGAGCCAGUGGCUUUGGGGGUGGGAAUAAGCUCGGAGAAGAUGAUAUACCUGUAGUCAAAUAAAUCUUUCCUCACAGCGUUUCACAGUCUCCAUUGGAUUGCGCUUAAGUCUUCUAAAUUGGUUCCAUGCUUCUCAGUGUUACAUAUGUAGCAGUCUUAAUAGUGAAUAGUGAGGCCACUGAGUAUGCACACUUGGCCAUUCAGAGAACACUCAGUGAUCAGUAGGGGUGUACUAACUUUGCUAAAAGUUAUGGUAUAAAUUGAACAAUGACAUCUCAAAUUCAGUAUAAAUCUUUCGUUACUUAUAAAGGUGCCCUAAAGAAAGAGUCUUAAAAGAUUUUUCACGGUAACAGUAUUAGAGGACUUUUUUUUUUUUAAAGUGAAUGAUUACUGGAUUUAGCUUGUUACUUUUAAAGGGUUGUUUAUUUUAUCCAUCGUCUAACUAUAAAGUUCAAACAUCACCUCAGUCAAAUUCUUGAUGUGAACUGUGCUUUCAAAACCCUCACCCUGGCAGUUUCUUAUGCAGAGGCAGAAAGGACAAAUGUAGGACCCUCUCUAGCUCCAGUAUGACAGCAGAUGGCUGCUGACGAUGUCACGGGACAUUUCUUUCAGUACUUCUGGUUUUCUAAUAGCAAUCUUCUUAGCACAUCAAAGGUCCUCACAUGACAAGCAGGGCUCACGAUAUUUUCCUUUUCACUAGGAUAACUUUGAUCAUAAAUGAGACUGCUGUUUUCAGGUAACUUGUCUGGUGUGGGUGGUGAUGGUCCUGGUGGGAAGUCUCUUCCUUCUCCCCAAACAAGGGGGGACUACCAAGACUCACUGGAGAGGUAAAGGGAUGUUUCCAUGGGGUGUGCCCCCCAAUACAAUGUAUAGCAUACAGUAUCGUGUAUUUGAUGAUGACAGAAGGUCAGAUCACUUUGAAGAGAGAGGAGCCAGAAUGAUCUGGUGCCUAUUUAGACCCAGUUAUUAUUUAAAUAAGCAGGAGUUGCUGGUUACAGAGUAACUUUUCAGAACAAAAGGGCUUUGUCCUCAUGGCCUUUAGAAAAGUUUGCCAUUUGCAAACCCUGUUCUGCUGAGCCCCAUUUUUAUUGAGGGCUGAUUUGUUAGAAUGGUGGACCAUCUGGCACUUCAAAACUUCUCAGACUUCAGGGACAAAAAAAAAAAAAAAAUCCGAUUGUGUGCUGUGUUAUUAACUGUCAAAUAAAAUGAUGCCAUCAUUCGUGGGAUGGAGAGCUACCUGAAAAGAUGAUCCUGAUUUACUUGGGAGUUUUCUAGUGGACUUCAUUUUGUGUGAAAAGAGUAAUACACAAUAAGGUAAAUAAAAAAAAUUUCAAUUUGGGGUUGGGGAUUUGGCUCAGUGGUAGAGCGCUUGCCUAGGAAGCGCAAGGCCCUGGGUUCGGUCCCCAGCUCCGAAAAAAAAAAAGAACCAAAAAAAAAAAAAUUUCAAUUUAAGUCAAAGGGAUUUAAAAUAAAUCUCAUCUAUCCAUAUUCAUUUCUACAUCUUUCUCUGAGUGAUAACUGUUAUUACUGUCUUAUAGAUUGUUCCAGAUUUACCAUAGAUUAUUCCUACAUAAAGCUUUAUCGUCCUUCUCCCCUUCAAAGAUAGACAUAUGGCUUAUUUCUAUAUGGGCACUAUUUAAUUAAUUAACUAAUUAAUUAAUUAAUUUGCCAGCCCCAUUCAUUUUUCCGUAGCCCCUCAGCAUCUUACUAUGUGAAUCUGCCAUUAUUUCUUUACCCCUUUCCUGAUCAAAAAUGGAGUGCAUUGAGCAUUCCUAAGCACAUGUUUGGGAAUUCCUGUGGAUAGAAUUUCUGUGUCAAAGGUCAUAAGCAUUUAAAAUUAUCCUCUUUCCCCACACUGGGCAGAUUCUAGUAAUCUUCAGGAAAUGGAUUGGUUUAGCCUAGUUCUACCGGGCAUAGGAAUUCUUCACUCCCUAAUCAGCCCACAGUUUUCUAAUAAGCCACUUCAUGCAUGGUCUAGGUUGACUGACUGUGUUUGGUAGAAGCUUGUGGAGAAGAAACAAAGAGUUCAAUGCCCAGAGCACCCAUAAGAGCGCAGGCAGGUAAAGAUACAACAUGUUAAUCAGAGGGUGGGUCAGGUAGAGAGAGAUAAACAAAGAAAAUAAGUGCCUCUGCCUUUGGGGGCGCCAUAUUUGUGCUUCCUGUGGAAAGCGUACAGACUGAAUAUGAGUGCUGUGAGCGAAGGGUAGUCAUGGUUAGGAAUUUGCCGUAGACUUGGGUGUAUCUUUACACAGAUCUAAGUAAGUUAUUAAGCACAAAACUGAUUGGAACAUAGCUGAGAGUUGAAGCCAGCUAGGAUUCUGUCACCUGCGGGGGGCCGGGAGAGUCUUCAGCUCAGUAUUAGAAGCAGAUCUCCUGGGGGUUAGUUUGACCUUUUCCUGUGUUCACCGUGGGUUCAGUUCCCGAAGUACAGAUUCAGAGUGCGGGAGCAAUGUUGCCUUGUAGGACAAGUACCAGGGUUUGUUGGUGAGGAAAAAAAAAUUCUAUGUUCCAGUUAAGUUUUUGUUUUAAAUUUUGACUUUGAUUUCUUAAACCUGGACAAAAGCUGGCAAAGUUUUAUUAAGCCUUUAGAAAACCUUCUAGAACCGUCUUCUUAAAGCCCCAUGUCACGUGGCCACAUCUCCCUUAUGCUCCCCCUGUCGGUAGGCAUGUACAACACUGAGGCUUGGCUGUUAAGAGCAUUUUACUCUUGUCUGAUGGAUGCUGCAUCGUUUUCUGGUUGGGGACAUUAGCUUGUCUCAGUAUUAUCUUUCGAGUCACCUAAUAAAGUGCUCUCUGAAUCCUUAAACAUUUAGAGGACUGUGGAAAGCUGACCCUCGCACCUGACUGGCUAAUUCAGAAGUAGAUCAGCCAGAGUGCCUGUCCCUGAACCCCUUCCCUACCCACUCACUCUCCCAAGAAGAAAACAGCUCUUUGUCCCUUUUAACAUCACUGUUAAAACCUUCUGGCCAUGUACUACGGAAAUAUCUAAAGUAGUAAAAAAAAAUUUUUUCUUAUGAAUAGUAUUUUUUAUUUCCCAACACCCACCCGUACUGUUAUCAAAAUGGAUGUGGCAUUUAUUAAAGGUGAACAUUAUAAAAUAAGACCUUGUGUACAGUCUUAUGCCCUGGCUUCCUGGGAUGAAAGGUUUCACCCCUUUCAUCAGGGGACUCCGGCCUCCAUCUCCGGGUUGAACUUUCUGCCCUUUGGGGCUGUAUAUUACCUUAAAUAGCUUGCAGCUGACAGACUGCGCUGCUGGCCUAUGUGAAGAGGAACGCUGUAAUGGAUGGGGUAGCGUCUCCUAAUGGAACCACUGUUAGAAGACAAUGAGCACAAAUCCCUCCUCAUGAUUAGGGGCUUGGAGCUAUUUUAUGUUUUAUUUUAUAUUUUGUAUUAUUUUAUUUUAGCUCUGACCACCAAGUUAGCAGGUUGCAAAGAGGAGAAAUGAAGUUAUUUGCUUCACGAGAAAUAGAGUCUUUCCUCCAGUCAGAAUGGGCUUACAGCAGGCAAAGCGUUCUGGCCCAUGCCUGAAGCUGUUCAUUUUGGUAACAAGUGAGUCAGCCAGCCACCAUUUAUUUGUGGUCACCUAUUGACCCCCAUAUGCUUUGCUUGACAGGCUCCUAAAAUGUCUUUUUUUUUUUCCUUAGUGUUCUUUGUAUUGGCCACUAUCGAGAGAAAUCUGUUAGGUUUUAUGCAGAAAAUACACUUUAUCUUUACAGUUUUAAAAAUGUGAGUUGGUAUUUAGAGGGAAGCAAAGCUUAAGAUCCAGCGUUGGAAAAAAAAAUAUUGGUUUUUGUCUCCACCACCUACCCCGCAAAAGCUUCUCUUUAUGUUGACCCUAGAUAAUUUCUUGCUGUUUCUAUAAAAUUACAAGUAAUCUUUUAGCGACUUACAUGCAACAGUUUUUUUUUUUUUUAAUUUGGAAUAUUACUCAGUCAGCCUCGCCUUUGGUAGUCCAUGGGGAAGCCAUAGAGGCCAUUUUCAUCCUGACCCUGGAAUGUGGUUUUAACUAUGUAAUUUGGAUUUGGACUUUAUUGUGUCGUGUUUCUCGGUGUCUCUCCGUGGUUCUGGAGCCUUCCUUUACGCUCUCGUAGAACUGUGUGCUCGUAUUUGAGACACAGCUUCCUUAACUGGAGAUCGCUGGGCCGCUCAGGUGGAUCUGAGACCCCGCAGCGCUGUAUGUGUUCCCAGUUCCCACUCCUGAGGGUUAGUGAAGCCAUUUAUUUGCACGCUAGUUUAAACGGAGAAAAUGUCAACCACUUCAAAUGCCACCAUCCAAUUUGUUGUCUCUCUGGUGGUUUUUUUUAAUUCCACUGGCGGCUUCUCUAGGACUUACAGGAUUUACAGAAGAUAAUGUAUCAAGAAAAGCUUGAUGCACACAAAAAGGGGGGGGGGUAUAUAUCACAAAGAUGGUAUUUCACGAACUGAAUUUAAACUAAGGAGAUGUCAUUAUCAAUAGAUGGGGAGCAACUACUGCAUUUGGUCUUUGGAAGUCUUACUUUUAAUGUCUCAUUCCUGAACUCUUAAUUUACAGGCUGGAGAGGCAGCUGGAUGGCUGAGUGUUUCUCCAGCAUAGAUAAGGCCCUGGAUUUGAUUGUCUGGUACUGAAUAAAUGAAUAAGACAAUCUCAUGAUACAGAUUCAGUGUGAUUACAGUAUGUAAUUAAAAGGAAGAAUUCAAAGACUGGGACUGGGGCAGAUAGAUGGUCUGACCAUUAGGUGUUCCUAUAGCUCUCCCAGGCCUUGGAGUUGAGUUCCCAUCCAGGUCCGAUGGCUCACAGCCUCUCCUAAUUCCAGUCCCAGCAGAUCUGGCGCUUUUCUUCUAGCCUUUGUAGGCAUGCGCACUCCCAUGUAUGCGUGUAUAAUUAAAAAUAAGAAUCGGAAAAGCAAGAAUUUAAAGAUGUCUGCUGAACGACUGACUCCACCUUCUUUCGAGGGGUGUGCUUCGAAUGUGGCUCUCCUGGUUUGUGCUCGCUACCUUUGUCCACUUCGCCAGCACAACUAGCUUUACCCCGUCUGUGAUGAGAGUUCUAUCUGGGUGCCCUCGCUUCGUUGCCAGCAGAGGGGUGGUGAUUCUGAGAAUGGGCAUUGGUCCAAGAGCUCCACUGCAAAGCUGCUGGCACCUCCUUCCUGUUCCUUAUCCCGUGUAGAAUAUGUACAUUUACCGCACUCAUAAAUGUGUCUGCCCUGGGGGAGAUCUGCCUUAAAAAGGGGAUGCCAUAAUAAUGCCUUGACCAUUAUUCUUGUGGAAGAAUACAGGAUAUCCAGGCACUUCUAUAGCAUUGCACUCCUUGGCUUGGUGUAGAGACCCUCUAAAUGUGAGAGCCUGCUUCUGCUGUCCUAUUGUCUGUGGCUUGGUAGAGUCUUUGCAGUUCGCUCUUAAGAUAUGUGCCCUGGGAAUGGCCUGUUUGCACAUGUCCGCUCACAGCCCUGUAGCACUCUGGGUGGUAGCUGGAAGUUUGCCCAGCUGAGAGAGAUUGUUCUUUUUCUCCCACUCCUUUAUUUAUUUAUUUUGUGUGUGCGUUGUUGCUGGUGCUGGUGUGGCAGCGUUGGUGGUUCCUUUUGUCUUGAAUUUAUGUAAAAAAAAGUUUAUUUGCUGCUCUUUAAAGAUCUCAGCAUGUGGCCGGAGGAGCCCUAUGGGACUGGGUCCUGGUGUCUAAGGCUGUAACCAAGAAGUCAACUGGACAUCUGAAUGUUGGUGCUCUAGUCUUGUCCGCUCUGUUUUGAGCCACGUUGCAGACUGCUUUUCCUCUGUGUUUUCAGAGUAACGUUUCAUCAGAGAGAGCAUUGAGUUUCUGAAGUCAGGAGUAUCUAUCGGUCCAUCCGAAUCUGGUGCGUUGGAAAUCCUAUCAAGCUCACUGUUUUUGCCCAGGGGAACGUGUAGCUUUUUAUGAAUGAGUAACAAACAUAUUUUAAAAGCUUGUUAAGUUUCAUGUAAAUGGACAUAUGUAAAACACAUGCUACCGCUGACGUGAACGUAGGCUGGGCAUGAGGUGGAGAGCAAGAAAGGUUUGUAGGUCAGAAACCUGUAACAGUAAUGGAUUCCCGGUGGGUUUGUACACAUUUCCUAUGUGAAGAUCUUUCUUCAUGGUUUACACGGAGGCUAACACUUUGAUACUGAGUGAUCCUUUUGGAAAUGACUUGAUUUCAGCAUGUUCUUCCACCAUUGCUGUUGACUCGAUGCAAAAAAGGAAACUCAGUUGCCUUAACAUGGCUCCUCUCAUGAACACUAACUGCUUAAGGUAAAAAUCCUCCCUGUCUGUCACUAGAGAAAUGCUUCCUCCGGACACCCCCCCACCUCCACCCGACCCCUCCUGGGAGGCCAUUCUUAGCUUUUAUUGCUAUGCUAAAUAGUUAUGUAAAGCCAACGUGAAGAACAAAAACCACGGAAUGGUAGGAUGACAGAUCAGUACAAAGAAGGUAUUAGUCUGUUCUGAACUUUCCCCUCCAAAGUCAUCCCACCUGAAACGGAGUUACAGUGAGCGCCACCAAAGUGGAAAAUAGGUUCAGUGUCAUUGGUUGUCAAAAUGGGAAUAUUUUCUCUUGUUUUCUGUGUCCGUAUCAAAUUCUCCCUAUGAAAACAGACGGGGCGACUUACUAAUAAGAUCAAAGAACUUUAAGAAGUAUUUCCCUCGGUUUUUUUUUUUUUUUUUUUUUUUUUUUGCUUUCACAGCCCGUUUUAUUUUCUUUGCACAAAUAAUGGACUUAAUCAAGCCUGUUUCCUUUUGUGGCUUACAUUGUGUGACGUACCCACUCCCUUUUCUUUUCAUGGGUGGGCUCCCAAGGGGAAUAUGGAUCCUGGGGUCUAUUCAGCACUCAGACAAUGUAAAGGAUACUGUACUGAAGUUUGGGGCAGGGAGGCCUCCAGGAAGUGGGAGGAAGCUUCAGUCAUGCUGGGUGAGGGAGAGGGAGGAUGCUGAUUAAAAUAAUAAACAGGGGCUGAGGAGAGAGUCAUUGCCUAUCAGCCUGGGUGCUGUCAGAUCAGGUCUGGGAGUCACCGGAGCUGCUGCGGGCUCCCUCUGGGCACUGAACACUCUGUCCUGAGAAGGGCAUCCUGGGAUUUGUUGCAAGAUCUUUCCUCCGGACCAGAGCGAAGCAACUUUUAAAAGUUUAACUCCGCGGCACUGACAGCAUACGUAGGCUGGGCUGAAGUGGGGAAGUGGAGUGAAAUUGGCUUGGUGGUCACCAUAGCAACUGUGCUGCUGCUGUCUGGGAGAAUGGAAACCCGUAGUCUCCUGUCUCGGGUUCUUCGGGGCUUCUUCAGCUAGGAGCACCCUCCUGCUUACUGGAACUCUACAUAAGUCUGGCUGUUUUAAAACUAGCUCUUUUUUACUCAGACUUUUUUUUUUCCCGUUUCUUUUCCUUUUUUUUUUUUUUUUUUUUUUUCUUAUUGCAGGCAGUCUGAAUGGAGGAAGUUGGUAAUGCUUGGCUUUUUUUCCCUCCCUUCUCUCUCGCAAGUUUCCAGGCUAUACCUUUUUCCCCCUUUCCUUUUUGCUGUGUGUAAUUGAGACCAAACUCUAAGCCUGGGCUCUGGAGAGAACAGUGGUGGCCUGCAGGUCAUUAGGGAGGCGAGCAGAGAGAGAUCCUGGGCUUCCUGGGGCAAAAAGGAGACCAUGCCAGCCUCGUGGAGCACAGCUACAAGAAAACACAGACGCAGCAGGUCUCUGCCUGCCGAGCUCUGAAGUCCGUGAGAAAACGGACCAAAGGUGGGGUGGCUAAAAUGUCCCAGUACAAGCCGCUGAUGCUCAUGGGCCACCGCUCAAGGGCAAGGAUUAUAAAGGAUUUUACGAAGGAAUUGAAAGUAUAGCUAGAGAAGAUACGGGUUUUAGAAGUUGGACGCUGUUGUCUGAAGGAAGUUUGCCAGGAAGAUGUAGGCUUCAAGGGCUCCCGGACGAUGAUUGGUCUGAACUUCGGCUUACGAGAAUUGUUGACAAAAUUUGAAAAGGACAUCCAGGCAGAAAUUGAUGCCCACAAUGACAUAUUUAAAAGCAUCGAUGGGAACAGGCAGAAGAUGGUGAAGGCUCUGGGGAAUUCUGAGGAGGCCACAAUGCUUCAGCAUCGCCUGGAUGACAUGAACCAAAGAUGGAAUGAUCUGAAGGCAAAAUCUGCCAGCAUCAGGGCCCAUUUGGAGGCCAGUGCUGAGAAAUGGAACAGGUUGCUGGCAUCGCUGGAAGAGCUGAUCAAAUGGCUCAACAUGAAAGACGAAGAGCUUAAGAAGCAGAUGCCCAUUGGAGGGGACGUUCCCGCCUUACAGCUCCAGUAUGACCACUGCAAGGUGCUGAGACGUGAGCUAAAGGAGAAAGAAUAUUCUGUGCUGAACGCCGUAGAUCAAGCUCGAGUGUUUCUGGCUGAUCAGCCGAUAGAGGCCCCUGAAGAACCCAGAAGGAACCCACAGUCAAAGACAGAGUUGACUCCGGAGGAGAGAGCCCAGAAGAUCGCCAAGGCCAUGCGCAAACAGUCCUCUGAAGUCAGAGAGAAGUGGGAGAGUCUAAAUGCUGUGACUAGCACCUGGCAAAAGCAAGUAGGAAAGGCGUUAGAGAAACUCCGAGACCUUCAGGGAGCCGUGGAUGACCUCGACGCGGACAUGAAGGAGGUGGAGGCCGUGCGCAAUGGCUGGAAGCCCGUGGGGGACCUGCUUAUCGACUCGCUGCAGGAUCACAUAGAGAAAACCCUGGCGUUUAGAGAAGAAAUUGCACCAAUCAAUCUAAAAGUUAAAACAAUGAAUGACCUGUCCAGUCAGCUGUCCCCACUCGACCUGCAUCCGUCUCCAAAGAUGUCUCGCCAGCUGGAUGACCUCAAUAUGCGAUGGAAACUUCUCCAGGUUUCGGUGGAGGAUCGGCUCAAGCAGCUCCAGGAAGCCCACAGAGAUUUUGGGCCAUCUUCCCAACACUUUCUGUCCACUUCAGUCCAGCUGCCGUGGCAGAGAUCCAUUUCGCAUAAUAAAGUGCCCUAUUACAUCAACCAUCAAACACAGACAACCUGUUGGGAUCAUCCUAAAAUGACUGAACUCUUUCAAUCCCUUGGUGAUCUGAAUAAUGUACGUUUCUCUGCCUACCGCACAGCCAUCAAAAUCCGAAGGCUGCAGAAAGCACUAUGCUUGGAUCUCUUAGAACUGAACACAACAAAUGAAGUUUUCAAGCAGCACAAACUGAAUCAAAAUGAUCAGCUCCUGAGUGUCCCAGAUGUCAUCAACUGUCUGACCACAACUUACGAUGGGCUUGAACAACUGCACAAAGACUUGGUCAAUGUUCCACUCUGCGUCGAUAUGUGUCUCAACUGGCUGCUCAACGUAUAUGACACGGGCCGGACUGGAAAAAUUAGAGUACAGAGUCUGAAGAUUGGAUUGAUGUCUCUCUCCAAAGGCCUCUUAGAAGAAAAAUACCGAUGUCUCUUUAAGGAGGUGGCAGGGCCAACAGAGAUGUGCGACCAGCGGCAGCUUGGCCUGCUACUUCACGAUGCCAUCCAGAUCCCGAGGCAGCUGGGGGAAGUAGCAGCCUUUGGGGGCAGUAACAUUGAGCCCAGUGUCCGAAGCUGUUUCCAGCAGAAUAACAACAAGCCAGAAAUCAGUGUGAAGGAGUUUAUAGACUGGAUGCGGUUGGAGCCACAGUCCAUGGUGUGGUUGCCAGUUCUGCACCGUGUGGCAGCUGCAGAGACUGCAAAACAUCAGGCCAAAUGCAACAUCUGCAAAGAAUGUCCGAUCGUUGGGUUCAGGUACAGGAGCCUAAAGCAUUUCAACUAUGACGUCUGCCAGAGCUGCUUCUUUUCCGGAAGAACAGCCAAGGGCCACAAAUUACAUUACCCAAUGGUGGAAUACUGUAUACCAACAACAUCUGGGGAAGACGUGCGAGAUUUCACAAAAGUACUGAAGAACAAGUUCAGGUCCAAGAAGUAUUUUGCCAAACACCCCCGGCUUGGCUACCUGCCUGUCCAGACCGUGCUCGAAGGAGACAACUUAGAGACUCCUAUCACGCUCAUCAGUAUGUGGCCAGAGCACUAUGACCCCUCCCAGUCCCCUCAGCUGUUUCAUGAUGACACUCACUCAAGAAUAGAGCAAUACGCCACACGACUGGCCCAGAUGGAAAGGACAAAUGGAUCCUUCCUAACUGACAGCAGCUCUACCACGGGAAGUGUGGAGGACGAGCAUGCCCUCAUCCAGCAGUACUGCCAGACGCUGGGCGGGGAGUCUCCUGUGAGCCAGCCACAGAGUCCAGCUCAGAUCCUGAAGUCUGUGGAGAAGGAAGAGCGUGGGGAACUGGAGCGGAUCAUUGCUGACUUGGAGGAAGAGCAAAGAAAUCUGCAGGUGGAGUAUGAGCAGCUGAAGGAGCAACACCUAAGAAGGGGUCUCCCCCUGGGCUCCCCUCCAGACUCCAUUGUAUCCCCUUACCACACGUCCGAGGACUCGGAACUGAUAGCGGAAGCUAAACUCCUUCGGCAGCACAAAGGGCGGCUGGAGGCGAGGAUGCAGAUUCUGGAAGAUCACAAUAAACAGCUGGAGUCUCAGCUGCAUCGCCUCAGACAGCUCCUGGAGCAGCCUGACUCUGAUUCCCGCAUCAAUGGUGUCUCCCCCUGGGCUUCCCCACAGCAUCCUUCAUUGAGCUACUCGCUUGACCCCGACCCAGGCCCACAGUCCCACCAGGCAGCAUCUGAGGACCUGCUGGCCCCGCCUCAUGACACCAGCACGGACCUCACAGAUGUGAUGGAGCAGCUCAACAGCACGUUUCCCUCCUGCAGCCCAAAUGUCCCCAGCAGGCCACAGGCAAUUUGAAGCAUUUAUCCAGCCAACCAACGUUUCCCGACCUUCAGUAUUGCCCUCUUCUGCAAAUGCCAACCCCAUUCAACCUGAUGCUCCGUGGCUCCCAGACACUUGCCUUUGAGUGCUGACCAGGUGUUCUACUGAGGGAAUCAAACACCGACUAUCCAAAGAGAAAAGGAUGCUUUGUUUUUAUAAUAACGUAUAUUAUUGUUUCCUUCUCCCCUUUCUAUGCAACUGUAAAUUAAUGAACAGAGAAGUAUUUGGAGGUGGUAAAGCAUUUGUCACUGAUUUGUAUAAUACACACAGCCAUGGGAAAGUGGGUGGGGGCUUUCUAAUAUGAAACUGUCUUUUUAAUAACUGAGAGAAAAAUUGCAUAAGAACUAGAUCUCUUCAUAUUAUUACAUUCCUUCUGCUGUUCAUAUUAACCUUGUAUAACUUCAUUUAUUAUUCGACUGUUUUAUCGUUAUGCUUGGUUUAUUUAUAAAUUCAUCAGCCACACAACUAAAUAGAUUCUAUGUAUUUGUUUCUAUAAUUUGGCCAAAUCCUUAAGUUCAUAUAUUUGAAUCAAAUAUUUUAUCUGUGUGGAGUAGGCAGCAAUUCUGACUAUACGAUUUAACUUGAGUCAACGUCGUACACAGUCCUUUAAUAACCACUGGAUCACUACACUAAAAAUCCUGUGGACUUAAAUGGUAAGCUGCUAGGGUAUAUUUUCUCCUGUUUUCAUUCCUUUUUUUUUUGUAAGUAGAUCUUGACAUCUUUAUUUAUUUCAUCUUGCAAUCUCUAUAAUAAAGAAGAAUGCAUUGCAAUAGUCUCAAAAAAUUAUUUUACCAAGGCUUGCCAUUUAAGCAUAUUUUCAUUUCGACCUAGAAAACAAAGUUGUUAGAAACAACCUCUCCCAGUACUUGCAACCUUGGUUUUUCGUUAUAGAACACACAGCAGACUUUGCCCAUUGUGAGACCAGAGCACAUCAUGGUCUUCAGUUUCCUUUGAGUAGACUUUUAUUGUUGUUUUUGUAUUUUUUUUUCAAGUUCUCUGUAAGCAUUGAAAGCUCUGGUCGUUUCCUUUACGAAAGCAGACAGAUACUUAGCGACUGUCUCAUUUGAAGCUCUGGAGCAGUCAGUCAGACGUCAUGACCCCCCCUCACUUGACCAGCGGCACAUCUGGGAAGGAUGUCAAUCACAAGUCCACACCACUGCUUCUCAAGAAUGAAACUAACGCUGGGAUGAUUGUAUCUUUGCCUCUACUUCUGAGUGCGUUCACUAGAUAUUUACUUGUUUUGCCUUUCCUUUUCUUUUAAUUUAACAUUUAAUUACCAAUUUUAGAGAAACCAAAAAUAAAAGUAAAGGUAAUAUGUUUUGAUUCAAACAUAUAUGCUUUUAAAACAUCAGGACAUGCUAAGUUUAUGUUCUCUUUCACUGGGAAGGAGGCUGAAAGUUAGAAAUCGCUAUUCUUUUAGGAUUGGUUGGGUGGGUUGGGGGGACAAGGGUGUCUAUUUGCAGCAUAGAUAUUUUGAGACGAAGAGAAUUGUUUUAUAUAAGAGGAGAGCCAUGAUCACCUUUCUACCUCAGAACCAUCCUCCUCCAUCGUGUUGGACAUAGCUUUAUAUGCCGCAGUGUGCAAAGCCUAGAGCUUUCAUCAGACCAUUUCAUACCCAGAAAGCACCUGUUUAAACAACAUCAACAAAAAAACUCCCUGAACUCAGAACCCCAAGUUGUAGAUUUGGUGUCUAUCUUGUUCUUGCUUUGAGGAGUCGUGUAUUCUUUUAUUUCCUGCCUGUGUUUGUAUGCAAAAAUGAUCUCUACCCGCUAUUACAGAAAAAGCUACACAAAACACUACAUUGUAACCUUCUGAGUAAUGAAUAAAAAUAUAUUACAGUAACCACGAUGAGAAAUAAGUGUAUUGUUCAUUUGAAAUAUGUGGUUAAAAAGAAAUCUAAUCACAGACUGUCAUCUAAUCUGUUACAUACUGUAUUUUUCAUCCUGAAUAAAAGUAAUUUUAACACAAAA